GCUCCAGCCGACGGGUUCACCACCAUCCUUAUCUGUGAAGUCACCAAUCAGUAGUGACUAUAGUUCCAACUCAGAGGUCGUGUCGCCAUUUUCUGUCAUCACUAGUGAACAUGAAGGUCCUGUUGGUGCUCGCUCUGUCCCUCGUCACGUGCAAGGCGUUCAUUCUUAGUAGCUGCAGCACCGAUACGGACUGCGGUGCUGAUGGAUGUUGUGUGAAAUCGUUCUUCAGCAGCAGAUGUAGUCACCGUCUACCGUCUCUGUCCAGAUGCCCCCUCCAAGCAACGACUCACUCCAGCUGUUCUACCAUGUGCGCUACAGGUCUUCAGUGUAUUGACGAGAGCUCCCUGGAUAUCGCCAUUGAGCCAGGCUACAACACAGGAUCAUAUGGUCGCUGCGCCCUGCCGUCAUCUGGGGCACCUGCCACCAAGGUAGUAUCGAGUGCACCUUCCACCGGCAUGGCAGUAUAAACCAAAAUGCCCUCAACAAUGUCAAAAUAAAAACAAAUGAUGGCAAUUAAAAA
This is a messenger RNA of Haliotis rufescens (red abalone), 520 nucleotides long. RefSeq lists its product as uncharacterized. Bases 111 to 467 code for a protein of 118 amino acids. Lineage: Eukaryota; Metazoa; Mollusca; Gastropoda; Lepetellida; Haliotidae. The record is from RefSeq and is a predicted model, not a curated record. The transcript is spliced from 3 exons.